AUGCCGAUUGAUUUUACUCUGACUCCUUACCAGGAGAAGCUCAAGGCGGAUGCAAGGAAGUUUGCGCAAGAGGUCUUGGUCCCAACGCGUGAUGCUUAUCUGAAACUGCCCACGCAAGAGGAGCGUUUCCGGGCCACCAGGGAAGCGUACGCCAAGUGCGUCGCAGAGGGAUGGAUCAAGAUCCAGAUCCCAGAGAGUGAAGGAGGUUCGCGCAAGAGCCUGGUUGACCUGGCCCUGAUCACCGAGGAGUUCUUCGCUGCUGACUCCAGCUUUCCCAUCACAUGGCUCGUGACAGGCUUAGGCCUAGCCCCGAUCUUCAUGUACGGGAACGCGGAGCAGAAGAAGAGGUUCUUGGCACCCUUUAUCGACUGCAAAGGGGACGCGCUGGCGGCUCUGGGCUUUACCGAGCCCACUGGCAGCGCCAACUACCUGCAGAAUGAGGGCGGAUUGGGCGUGCAGACUCUGGCCAAGAUCGAGGGCGACGAGGUUGUCAUCAAUGGCGGCAAGCAGUUCGCCUCUAAUAGUGCUGGGUGGGAUUUUCGGGGUCCCGAAAUCUUGACCUUGCUGUGUCGGUUUAGCGACAAAGGAGACCCCAAGGAGUCACUGUCUAUGGUGGUUCUGACUCGCGCCGAUUUUGAAGCCGACAAGAACAAAGGCGCAUUUGAGGUGCUCUACGACAUCGAGACGCAUGGGUUCCGUGCACAUUCAGGACCGCGCACCAAGUUCACCAAUUUCCGCGUUUCGGUCAAGAAUAUCCUGGCACCGCCGGGCAAGGGGGCAAUGGUCAAUGUGGCAGCCUUCACCGAGUCGGCAGCGCUGGUGGGUGCUGGUUCCGCGGGCUUGAUGCGGAGCUGCUUCGCACACACGCACAAGAUCGUCACCACUGAGAAGCGCGGCGGCAGUGUCCCGACAAUCAACUAUCAGUCCGUUGCUGACUUCCUCAUCAGUAUGAAGAUGCGCGAGGAAACCACCCGCUACCUUACCUGGAAGGCGUGCCACUAUCUCGAGACCACGGGCGAGGCGGAGAUGGCCUAUCAGGCCAAGGUCUGGGGCUCUGAGAACGCUAUCCAGUGCGUCCUGGAGGCCAUGCAGGCGGUCGGCGUCACCGCGUACGCUACGUCGCAGCCGUAUGGCCAGAUGAUGGACGACGCCCUGUGUCUGCCCUUAUUCGAGGGUUCCAACACUGGAAUUCGGCGUCGUCAGAUCCAGAAGAUUUUCUCACAGGAGGGAUAUGAUCCGGAGUCAUGCGCGAGCGGCAAGCCGUGGAGUAAAUCGUUGAUGGACUUCCCCAAGGGAUUCUUGAGUGUUUACACUUGA
Molecule: messenger RNA, 1317 nt
Organism: Fonsecaea multimorphosa CBS 102226
Lineage: Eukaryota; Fungi; Ascomycota; Eurotiomycetes; Chaetothyriales; Herpotrichiellaceae
Exons: 1
Coding region: 1-1317 (438 amino acids)
Biological process (GO): fatty acid beta-oxidation using acyl-CoA dehydrogenase; butyrate catabolic process
Molecular function (GO): flavin adenine dinucleotide binding
Source: RefSeq, a predicted model, not a curated record